AUGGCUGCUGUCAUUGAGCGACAACUCGUUUCGGAGGUCCCGGCUAUUGAGUCUCGGGCCGAAGAGAAGAAGAAGGAUGACGAUGAGUACCGCCACAUGGAAGUGGUCGAAAAGGCUCAAGGAUUGGUCGGUGCCGACCUGGAAGGUGCCAUGGUCGCCGAGCAGGAAGAAAGUGAGAUGACUUUUAAGGAGGCUAUCCGAGACUACAAGGCAGCCGUCUUUUGGUCUUUUGCCAUCUCCCUCUGUAUCAUCAUGGAAGGUUACGAUACUGCUCUUCCUGGUAACUUCAAUGGUCUCCCCGCCUUUCGACAAAAAUACGGUGUCUACGUCGAUGCUCAAUCAGGUUACCAGUUGACCGCUGCCUGGCAGACUGGUCUGAAUUACUGCGGUGGCGUCGGAUCAAUCUUGUCGAUUUUUGUCACUUCCGGGUUGCAACAGAAAUACGGUUAUCGACGAAUCAUUCAGGGUGGGCUUGCCGCCAUGUUCUGCUUCGUAUUCCUCCAAUUCUUCGCCGUCAACAUUGUCAUGCUCGCUGUCGGUUACCACCUUUGCGGCUGGGCGUGGGGCGUUUUCCAAGCCAGCGUCGUCUCUUACGCCAGUGAAAUCACUCCUGUAGCACUCCGAGGAUACCUUACGACCUACGUCAACUUGUGCUGGAUUAUCGGUCAAUUCCUCGCCGCCGGUGUUUUGAAGGCCAUGUCGUCACGAACCGACGAGUGGGGAUUCCGAAUUCCCUUCGCUAUUCAAUGGAUCUGGCCUAUUCCUCUGAUAAUCCUCAUCAACUACGCUCCUGAGUCGCCUUGGUUCCUCGUCCGAAAGGGCCGUCUUGAGGAGGCUACGGCUGUUAUCAUCAGAAUUCAGAAGAAGGGCUCCAAGGUUGACCCCCGAGACACUAUCGCCAUGAUGAUCCGAACGGACGACCACGAGAAGAAGGUGUCGGCCGGCACCACCUACUGGGACUGCUUCAAGGGCUCCGACCUGCGCCGAACUGAAAUUGCCUGUUUCGCUUGGGCUUCCCAAAACCUCUGCGGUCUUUCCUUCGCCGGAUCGUUUGUGUACUUCCUGCAGCAGGUCGGUAUCUCCGCGGAAGACUCGUUCUCAUUCAACCUCGGAUCUGUUGGCAUGGCUUUCGUCGGAACCAUUCUCUCCUGGUUUAUCCUGAACAGAUUCGGCAGACGAACCAUCAUGGUCUAUGGCUCCUGUUUCUUGACAAUGAUGCUCCUCAUCAUUGGUAUCCUGACCGUUUCCCAUGCCAACGGUGCCAAGUGGGCUCAGGGUGUUCUUAUGAUGCUCUGGGUGUUCAUUUUCGACCUGUCUAUCGGCCCGCUCGCCUAUUGCAUCGUGGGCGAAACGUCUUCGACCCGACUCCGAGGUCUUACCGUUGGCCUCUCCCGAAACGCGUACAACCUCGUGGGAAUGCCUUUCGGAACCCUCUUCAACUACAUGCUCAACCCUUCAGCCUGGAAUUGGGGUGGAUACACGGCCUUCUUUGCCGCCGGUACAGCCGCGAUCGUCUGCAUCUGGGUCUUUUUCCGUCUUCCUGAGAUGCGCGGGCGCAGCUACCGAGAGCUGGACAUCCUCUUUGAGCGACGCGUCUCUGCCCGCAAGUUUGCUACCACCAAGGUCGAGGCCUGGGAGGACCAAUAA
Apiotrichum porosum is the source of this 1647-nucleotide messenger RNA. RefSeq lists its product as uncharacterized. Gene Ontology annotation, cellular component: membrane. Bases 1 to 1647 code for a protein of 548 amino acids. The transcript has 3 exons. The record is from RefSeq and is a predicted model, not a curated record. Gene Ontology annotation, biological process: transmembrane transport; carbohydrate transport. Gene Ontology annotation, molecular function: carbohydrate:proton symporter activity. NCBI's taxonomy places the organism in Eukaryota, Fungi, Basidiomycota, Tremellomycetes, Trichosporonales, Trichosporonaceae.